Molecule: messenger RNA, 6081 nt
Organism: Chroicocephalus ridibundus (black-headed gull)
Lineage: Eukaryota; Metazoa; Chordata; Aves; Charadriiformes; Laridae
Gene: SNAP47
Product: synaptosome associated protein 47
Exons: 5
Coding region: 307-1653 (448 amino acids)
Biological process (GO): synaptic vesicle priming; exocytosis; synaptic vesicle fusion to presynaptic active zone membrane
Cellular component (GO): SNARE complex; plasma membrane
Molecular function (GO): SNAP receptor activity; syntaxin binding
Source: RefSeq, a predicted model, not a curated record
GGUUGUUGGGCUUGCAGGACUCUUAAACUCAUCACUUGCCUGAUGGUAGCUUUGGGAACAAACCACCAAAGAUAAUGACCCAAUGGAAACUUCAGCCGUGAAGGAGGAGAAAAAGUAAACAAACACCAACACAUUAGAAAUGGGUGCAGAAAUGAUGAUGAGAAGAAUCUGUGACUAAGUUUUGGAGGCUCUGAGGUAGACAUUGCGAAGGGAUGGUGGUCUGUUCAUGAGCUGACAGCACCUUCUCCUGGUGUAUGAAGCAUCUUCUCACACCUGGGGUAAUUAGUAGUGCUUGCAUUUCAUUGAAUGAUCUCAAAGCACUUCACAAGAGGAGUUUCUCCUUCUGGCUUUGAGAGCGUUGCUCUUGUAGAAGAGGAUCUGAACGGCGAGCUGAUGAACGAAGACAUACGUAUCCAUAGCUGGCCUUGUUCGUACUAUUUGGACACCAGCAAACAAUGGGUCUCUGGCAGACUAUCUCUGACUCCUGUUGCGAUCAAAUUUAUAGCUGACAAGACUGGGGAGCUUUUGGUCAACUUCCAUCUUUCUAGUAUCAGUGAGAUCAAGAAGGAAUCUUCAAAUUUAAUCUUCAGCUCUCUUACCAUCUUAGAGAAGAGCACCAAGCACUGGUUCAGUUCUCUGCAACCCAGCAGAAAUGUGGUGUUCAACAUCCUUGAGCACUUCUGGAGGGAGCAAUUGCUGUCAAGUGAAGGGGCAGGAGCAGAAGCAGCAGCUUUGCAGUCAACAAAGGGAAAAGAACUGACCGGGUUAUUGACUGGAUCGCAGAAGCGACUGGAGGACACAGCAAAAGUGCUGCAUUACCAGGGCGAGCAGUUUGAUAACAUCAUGAGAGGACUCAACAGGAUCGAAGGGGAUAUGGAUGUGGCAGAUAGGUUGUUGACUGAGCUCGAAUCUCCUUCUUGGUGGCCAUUUAGCAGCAGGCUCUGGAAAGCGCCAUUGGAAACCAAGCCAAAGGAAACUGCCACAGUUUCCGAUUCGAAGAACCAGGAAGGAAUCAUAAUUAGAAUUCCAGUUAUUAUCACCCACAGAACAGACUCAAAUGUCAAGCCAGGAAAACUCACGCUCUUCGCUUCUGGCCUGGAAAUCAGUGACUGCAAUUCUCAGGUCAUUCACCGGUUUGAAUCAAAGGAUGUGGAUGAUAUCAGAGUUCAUACGCCAUAUGAAAUCAGUGUCCGACAGAGAUUUAUUGGGAAGCCCGACACCUCUUACCGGCUCUUGUCAGCAAAGAUGCCAGAAGCAAUCCCCAUCUUGGAGAUGCAGUUUAGCAAGAAGAUACAGUUUUUAGAAGAUGCCCUAGGAUUUGUUGGUGCCAGGAAGUCUCCACAGGUAGAUUUGGGGACGUCCAUUUGGCAAGCAGCCACAGGACUCCUGGGAGGAGUGGUGCAGCCCAGCUCUCCGGUGGGAGACAGAGGAGGGAUUGACGAUGACCAGGUUCAGCUACAGAAGCAAGAGAAAAUCUCCCAGGAAGAAGCAAAAGAGCUUAAACAGAUACUAAAGAAACUGAAAGGCCUUGCCUUGGAGACGGAAGCUGAACUGGAGAGACAGGACGAAGCUCUCGAUUCCAUCACUACCUCCGUAGAUCGCGCGACGCUGAAUAUCGACAAGCAAAACCGCAGAAUCAAGAAACUAACGUAGCGCCCGCGUGAGACGGUGGGGAUGGUGUCAUGAGGAAGAGGAGGGUCGGAGAACUGAAUUUCUCAAGACUGUUUCUUUAAUAGACGCUUUGAUUGCACGGGAGGUGUUUGCAGUAUUGCCUGGAAUACGAUGCUGCUGUUGUCGGGUUCCUGAGGGUUUUGAAAAUGUUUCCAGACUUGGACGAUGUUUGAAGGCUGGUUUAGGAUUAAAAAGGCCAAGAAUUUUAAUUACGGUGAAAAAAUGAUAGUGGAUUCUUUACUACAGAAAAUCUGUAAAUAUGAAGGGAUGUGAUAUAAUCUGAAUCAACUUUUACGUGCUUUUUUUAUGUUGCUGCUUUGGAAUUUUAUUUUUUUUUUUUUUUGUUGCAACAAAGAAGUGAAGGAAAAACGAACAGCAUAUGAGACUACUUUAUAUGAUUACAGCCUAUUAAUUCUCUCUCAAGGUCUUUCUUUAAAAUACUUAAUAGCCGAACUAAGGGCCAGAUGUCCAACUGCAAGUCAUUGAGGCAUUUUUUUUUGGAAGUUAAUGCUGAGGUGAGCAAAUGAUGGUGAUAAAACCUUGUGUUCCCUGAGCAAAUAGUUUUAAUAGGUUUCAAUCAUGGUUUCAAUAUACCCAGAAAUUUUAUAAGAGUAGUGAAGACUUAGUGGCCACAGCUGUCUGAUGCCAUGUCCUGGGAAAUCAAGAGAAGAAGGUUAGUUAAUGUGCAUGUAUCAGUACAGGCACCUACUUAUUGAGCAGAUUUUUGGGUUUUUGCUAUUUGAUAAAUGUUUUACUGACUUAAGUCACUUAUAAAAAAUAAGUGUCAAAAUUGAAUACAUGCUUCUACUUUCCAAAAAGGGACUGCUGAUCUUCAGUGAUCAUCUGCAUGUUUUUGUGUGGUUUCUUUUUCCUUUUUAAACUGCACACCUAGGGUAGGAAUUGAUUUUUGGAGUGGAGAAAGCGAUUUUCUUCACGGGCAAAUUUAUUCAGUUCUUGGAGUUUGCUGUUUGCAUCCCUGUGCACACAGUGGAUUUAUAUUUUGGGUAAUUGUCUGACAUGGGAUGCGGCGUCUUCAAAGCAUCAAGAACAUAGUAUUCACUAAGUGUGGUGCCUAAAUGUUGGAUCUGGGCUGCCACAUCUCUGAUGGAUAUCUCUUGUCUCUUUGCUUCUCUGUCUUUCAUAUUCCAAGGAUCUCCUAUUGUUUGUCUCCGACUCUCUAAAUAGGAAUUUCAUGAGUUGUGUGGAGCAUCAUGUGGUUUUUGUGUGUCUCCUCCAGAUUCACAGGCCAUGGGGCCUAUGGUCGGAGCUGUAGGCCUCUGUGUGGCAUUUGAUAGUCGUGGUACAUGCACCUAUGUGUCUUUUAUUUAAUUUUUGUGAUUAGGUUUUGUGCUGGGAGUAUGCUAUAGACCACCCAACCAGGAUGAGGAGACAGAUGAAGUAUUCUAUAAGCGGCUGGCUGAAGUCUCGCAAUCGCCAGCCCUUGUUCUGGUUGGGGACUUCAACCUGACGGGUAUCUGCUGGAAAUAUAGCACAGCAGAGAGCAGACAGGCUAGGAGGUUCCUUGGGUGCAUGGAAGAUAACUUCCUGACACAACUGGUAAGGUGAGCCUGUUCAGGACACUGGUUGAGAGAGUCCCUUGGGAGAUAGUCCUGAAGGGCAAAGGGGUCCAGGAGGACUGGACGCUUUUCAAGAAGGAAAUCUUAAAGGCCCAGGAGCAGGCUGUCCCCAAGUGUGGCAAGUCUAAAGGGCGGGGGAAAUGGCCAGCCUGGAUGAACAAGGAACUUCUGAUGGAACUUAGGAAUAAAAGGAGGGUUUACCACCUUUGGAAGGAGGGACAGGCAACUCAGGAGGAGUACAGAGAUCUCGUUAGGUUAUACAAAGAGAAAAUUAGGAAGAACAUUGUAAGUGAAGAUCAGGUUCGUGACCAUCUGAUGAACCUGAAAAGCGAACAAGUCCAUGGGACCUGAUUUGAUACAGGUACUGAAGGAACCACAGGUACUGAAGGAACUGGCGGAUGAGGUUGCUAAACCGCUCUCUGUUAUAUUCCAAAAGUCACGGCAGUCUGGUGAGGUCCCCACUGACUGGAAAAGGGGAAACAUAAUCCCCAUUUUCAAAAAGGGAAAGAAGGAGGAACCAGGGAACUAUAGGCCAGUCAGUCUCACGUCCAUGCCUGGUAAGAUUAUGGAGCAGAUCCUCCUGGAGGCACAGCUGAGGCAGAAGAAUAACGAAGAGGUGAUUGGGUACAAUCAACACUGCUUCACCAAGGGCAAAUCGUGCCUGACAAACCUGGUGGCCUUCUAUGAGAAGGUCACAACAUCAAUAGACAAGGGGAGAGCAACUGACGUCAUUUACCUGGGCCCGAGCAAAGCCUUUGACACUGUCCCACAUCACAUCCUGGUCUCCAAGCUGGUAAAAUAUGGGUUUGAUGGGUUUGAUUCAGUGGAUAAAGAACUGGCUUGACGGCCGCACCCAAAGAGUGGCUGUCAAUGGGUCCAUGUCCAAGUGGAGGCCAGUGACGAAUGGAGUCCCUCAAGGACCAGUACUGGGACCGGUCUUGUUUAACAUCUUUGUCAGUGACAUGGACAGUGGCAUAGAGUGCACCGUCAGCAAGUUUGCUGACGACACCAAGCUGUGUGGGGCGGCUGACACACUGGAGGGAAGGGAUGCCAUCCAGAGGGACCUUGACAGGCUGGAGAGGUGGCCCCAUGCCAACCUCAUGAAGUUCAACAAGACCAAGUGCCAGGUCCUCCAUCUGGGUUGGGGCAAUCCCAAGCACCGAUAUAGGCUGGGCAGGAACUGGCUUGAGAGCAGCCCUGAAGAAAAGGACUUGGGGGUGCUGGUGGACGAGAGGCUCAACAUGAGCCAUCAGUGUGCACUAGCAGCCCAGAAAGCCAAUCAUAUCCUAGGCUGCAUCAGGAGAAGCGUGGCCAGCAGGUCGAGGGAGGUGAUUCUCCCCCUCUACUCCUCUCUCGUGAGACCCCACCUGGAGUACUGCAUCCAGUUCUGGAGUCCCUACUACAAGAAAGCUAUGGAUGUCCUGGAAUGUGUCCAGAGAAGGGCCACGAGGAUGAUCAGAGGGCUGGAGGACCUUUCCUAUGAGGACAGACUGAGAGAGCUGGGGUUGUUCAGUCUGGAGAAAAGAAGGCUCUGAGGAGACCUUCUAGUGGCCUACCAGUAUCUUAAGGGGACCUCCAAGAAAGCUGGGGAGGGACUUUUUAGGAUGUUGGGUAGUGGUAGGACUAGAGGGAAUGGAUUAAAACUAGAGAUGGGUUGAUUCAGACUGAACGUUAGGAAGAAGUUCUUCACCAUGAGGGUGGUGAGACACUGGCCCAGGUGACCCAGAGAGGUGGUGGAAGCCCCAUCCCUGGAAGUUUUUAAGGCCAGGCUGGACGGGGCUCUGAGCAACCUGAUCUAGUGGGAGGUGUCCCUGCCCGUGGCAGGGGGGUUGGAACUAGGUGAUCUUUAAGGUCCCUUGCAACCGUAACAAUUCUAUGAUUCUAUGAAAUGGUCUGAAGUUGCAGCAGGUGAGGUUUAGAUUAGAUAUUAGGAAGAAUUAUUGUACAGAAAGAGUGGUCAGGCACUGGAACAGCCUGCCCAGAGAGGUGGUUGAGUCACCAUCCCUAGAGGUAUUUAAGAAACAUAUAGAUUUGGCACUUCAGGGCAUGCGCUAGUGGCAGAGAUUGUAGGGUUUUUAUGUGUGUGUGUGUAUGGUUGGACUCAGUGAUCUCAAAGGUUCUUUCCAACCAUGAAGAUUAUAUUCUGUGAUUCUAUUUGCACUAACUGGUGGUGAAGCAUUUCAAGACUUCUUGUAGACCUGUAUUUCUAAAAUAAAAGGGAAUACCAUCAAUUAUCUAGUUGGUUUUGUUGAGUUUACAGUUGGCUUCAUCAAGACUACAGGAGAGUGGGGACCUUUUCCCCUCCUAACUUACUUAAUAUUACAUAGGAGAGGUUCCAGGUAAUCCAUAUAUCCAUCGCCUGUGGCAGAGAACUCACAUUUCAUCAAUUCCUACAGUUUACCAGCUAUUUUAGUUCAAAAGUAGCUGUUGUAAUGUGUCUUUUUUUUUUUUUAAAGUGUUUUUAUAUUAAAAAUUCUUCUUGUAUUGCUUUCAAAUACAACACUUUUGGUGCAAUAUUUUUAACUAGUGAAGCUUUGAACUGUUUAUUCCAUUGAUAGCAGCUGUAAAAUGUUUCCUGUUUCAGAGAAAUUCAGCCCUGCCUUUUAAAGAAAGACACAGUAAAUCACGUAGAGGAUGUUGUUUUCAAGAUCUUACUCUACCUUGUUUUGUAUUACUUCAUAUUAGUUUGUUAGUAUUGGAGUAAAAUGUACUUCUGCACUUCAAAGUCUUAAUUUACAGUCCAAGUUGUUACUGGCAUGCACUUUACCUACUUGCUGAAUAUGGUGAUUAUAUAUACAUACACUAUGUACUGUGAAAUAAAAUAUUGUCUGGA